This is a messenger RNA of Nicotiana tabacum (common tobacco), 1267 nucleotides long. Its product is annotated as protein LATERAL BRANCHING OXIDOREDUCTASE 1. The record is from RefSeq and is a predicted model, not a curated record. Lineage: Eukaryota; Viridiplantae; Streptophyta; Magnoliopsida; Solanales; Solanaceae.
UUCACACAUAUUGCCCCACCACCUACCACCACCUACCACCACAUUCCUAUAUCUCUCCGAAGCACCUCUCAGAUUUUCUUCUCAGUCUCAUUUGUUACAAAGUGAAGUAUCAUGGGAGAGGUUGAUGAAUCAUUUUUCCAAGAAACUGAACAUAGGCCAAAACUGAGUACAAUUGAAGCAGAAAACAUACCCUUAAUUGAUCUCUCUCCAGUUCUAACCUCUGACACCUCCAACACUUCUUUAGCAAUUACAAAUCUUGUAGCAGAGAUUGGUGAUGCGUGCAGGAACUGGGGUUUUUUCCAAGUGAUAAACCAUGGAGUUCCAGCAACAUGCCGUGAAAAUAUUGAGAAAGCAUCAAGGGAAUUUUUCUUGCAGCCCACUGAGGAGAAGAGGAAAGUGAGCAGAGAUGAAGAUAGCCCUAUGGGUUUUUAUGAUACAGAGCAUACUAAAAAUGUUAGGGAUUGGAAAGAAGUGUUUGAUUUUGUUGUGGAGAAUCCAACUAUGUUGCCAGCUUCUCAUGAACCUGGUGAUAUGGAACUCAAGGAGCUGGUCAAUAAAUGGCCUCAAUUUCCUACUGGUUUCAGGGAGGCAUGUGAAGAAUACGCUCGAGGUAUUGAGAAACUCUCCUACAAGUUGCUAGAACUUAUUGCCUUAAGCUUAGGCCUAUCAUCUAAAAGGCUCAACAGCUGCUUUAAAGACCAAACAAGUUCUAUGCGAUUAAAUUAUUAUCCUGUGUGCCCGAUUCAUCAUCUGGCUUUGGGGGUUGGCCGACACAAGGAUUCAGGCGCCCUGACUGUCCUUGCUCAAGAUGAUGUUGGUGGCCUCGAGGUGAAACGCAAGACAGAUGGAGAAUGGAUACAAGUUAAACCAACUCCAGAUGCUUAUCUUAUCAAUGUUGGUGACAUAGUUCAGGUUUGGAGCAAUGACAGAUAUGAAAGUGUGGAACAUAGGGCGGUGGCAAGCUCCAAGAAAGAAAGAUUUUCUAUUCCUUUUUUCUUCAACCCAUCUCACUAUGUGAUGGUUGAGCCUCUAGAAGAACUUACAAGUGAAGAAAGCCCUGUAAAAUACAAGGCUUACAACUGGGGCAAGUUUAACACUACAAGAAACCUUAGUAAUUUCAAGAAACUUAAUGUUGAGAACAUUCAAAUAUAUCAUUUUAGAAUUCAUGACCUGUAAUGACAAAUAUAGUCUAUGAGACGUUUUGUACUAUAUUAAGCUGUCGUUUUCAGCUGGAAAGAAAUAAAGUGGUACAUCUUUCUCUUGUAAA